Molecule: messenger RNA, 423 nt
Organism: Dibothriocephalus latus
Lineage: Eukaryota; Metazoa; Platyhelminthes; Cestoda; Diphyllobothriidea; Diphyllobothriidae
Source: the annotation of a GenBank genome assembly
AUGUGCACCCACAUGUAUACCACUUUCGUGGAUCUAUCGAAACAGUUUGACACGGUGAAUCGAUCUGGACUUUAUAAAAUCAUGCAAAAGUUCGAACUUCCCGAACACUUCACCCGUACGGUAUGUCAGCUCUACGACGGGAUGAUAGUUCUCGUCACGGACGACGGAAUGGUUCCCGAAGCCUUUGCAGUUACCAAUGGUGUAAAGCAGGGCUGUGUCCUCUCACCUACCCUCUUGAGUCUCAUGUUCUCUGCCAUGCUGACGGACGCCUACCGUGACGGGCGUCCAGGGAUUCCCAUCAACUACAGAACGGACGGACACCUUUUCAAGAUUCGACUCAUGCAGGCCCCCACGCGCGUCUUCACGACCACAGUUCAUGAUAUGCUGUUCGCGGACAACUGCACUCUCAACACCACAACCUAA